Molecule: messenger RNA, 888 nt
Organism: Candidozyma auris
Lineage: Eukaryota; Fungi; Ascomycota; Pichiomycetes; Serinales; Metschnikowiaceae
Gene: CIP1
Product: Cip1p
Exons: 1
Coding region: 1-888 (295 amino acids)
Source: RefSeq, a predicted model, not a curated record
AUGUCUUCUAUCGCUGUUUUCGGUCUUGGUGGCUUCCUCGGUAACCCUGUGUUGGAGUCCUUGCAACAGGCUCCUUUCGCAGACAAGGUCAAGUUCCCUAUUUUGGCUGUCACAAGAGAUACUUCAAACUACACGAGCACUGACAAGGUCAAGUACAUUGAGGGAGAUGUCGUUAAUGAUCGAGAUGCAGUUAUCAAAGAAUUGCAAGGUGUCGACGUCAUUGUCGAGUUGGUGGGCCCUGACCCUUCUGUUUUCGCAGCCACUGAGAAGGUCGCUGCUGCUGUGAAGCCCAAGCUUUACAUCCCAUCCCAAUUCGGUGUGGAUAUUGCCCAGUCUCAGUCAACUUUGCCUGGCUUUUUGGGGCUUAAGACUGACCAUUCUACAAAACUUAGAGACGCCGGUCUCAAGGUGGUGGAUAUUGUCACAGGUCUCUUUGGCGACAAGGACUCCUUCGUUACACACACCUCUGCCAUUGUUGGUGUGGAUGAAAGCGCCAAAAAGGUCACUUACUUGGGCUCUCCGAAGAACCACUUCUCUUACACCAUUCUCUCUGAUAUCGGUAAGACCGUGGCUGCUGCUGCUGUAUCGCCUAACCCAAGUGAGCUCCCAGACUUGUUGAGGGUCAACUCAGGCACGAUUUCUCAAGAGGAGCUUGUUGCCAAGUUCGAGGCUGCCAAGUCUGUCAAGUUGGGCGUCAAGGAGGUUUCUGCUGAGGAAGCUUUGGCCGAAGCCAAGAAGGUUUGGGCGGAAGGUUUCAAUGGAAACAAAUUCCUCUAUUAUUUACAGGUGCUUAUCUCUCAGGGCAAGGAGAAGGGCCUUUGGUUCGGCGAUAACGACAAUGACGUUGUCAACCCGAGCGGCUCUGCCUGGAAAUGGACUACAGUUUGA